AUGACGAGCGUGGUUUCCAUUAUCGACUUUGAGCUGGCGGUUGUCAAAUUUGUUGGGGCUAUCGCAGAACAUUUGGACCGGGCAUUGAAAAGAAUAUCUCGCUCUCUCCCAGAGGAUAAUGCUGAUCAACUGUUGCACGUCACUUUAUGCGAAGAUGGGUGUCCUCAAACCAGCCGUGUCAACGACAUUCACCUAGAGAUGCAUGGGACCCUUCAGCUGGCAUUAGAAAGGGGUUUCGAAGCUGAAAUCACAAUAUGGAAUAAAUACCUGUUACGGGAAGAGCCUCUAAAGCAUGAAGACAUCGAUGGUUACUAUACAGAAUUCUUCAUCCCUGAUGGACGAAGGUUUGUCCCAAAGGAGAGCCCCAGGUCAGACAAAGCACUAAAGGGGCGCACCCAUAAGCUAGGUGCACCGGAAGAGUAA
Molecule: messenger RNA, 423 nt
Organism: Penicillium vulpinum
Lineage: Eukaryota; Fungi; Ascomycota; Eurotiomycetes; Eurotiales; Aspergillaceae
Exons: 3
Coding region: 1-423 (140 amino acids)
Source: RefSeq, a predicted model, not a curated record